Messenger RNA from Camelina sativa (false flax), 1452 nucleotides. The record is from RefSeq and is a predicted model, not a curated record. NCBI's taxonomy places the organism in Eukaryota, Viridiplantae, Streptophyta, Magnoliopsida, Brassicales, Brassicaceae.
CUCUCUCUCUCUCUCUCUCUCUCUCUCUCUCUAUAUCUAUCUAUCUCUCUCCCUCUUUCUCUGUCUUCUCUGUCUCAACAAGAAGAAUAUGACUAACCAGAAUGUCAUCGUUUCCGACAGAAAACCCAUCUUGGGUUUGCAAACCAUCACUGUCUCUGUCUCGAACUCUCCUCUGUUCUCUAAUUCAUUCCCAACUUACUUUACCUUCCCUCGUCGAAAGUUCUUGAAACUUCUUGAAGCAGCUGACAACAACAACAACAACAGUAACUUAGUUGUUGCUCCAAAGAUUACUACAUCUUGGGUCGAUUCCAUGCGUGAUUCUUCCCCUACACGUCUCAGAUCCUCUUCCCUUGACUCUGUUUCAGAUAACGACGACAAAACGUCUUGGAUCGUUCGAUUUCCUUCGGCUUUAAGUAUGUUUGAUGAGAUUAUGAAUGCUGCUAAAGGGAAACAGAUUGUUAUGUUUCUUGAUUACGACGGAACUCUUUCUCUCAUAGUUGAAGAUCCCGACAAAGCUUUCAUUACCCAUGAGAUGCGAGGUGUUGUAAAAGACGUCGCUUUAAAUUUCCCUACUGCUAUUGUCACCGGACGAUCCAUUGAUAAGGUUCGUAGGUUUGUCAAAGUAAACGAGAUUUACUAUGCCGGAAGCCACGGCAUGGACAUUGAAGGUCCGACCAAAGAAAAUAAUUACGGCCAGAGUAACGAAAGAGUGCUGUUUCAACCUGCACGUGAGUUUUUACCAAUGAUCGAAAAGGUGGUUAAGAUUUUAGAGGAAAAGACAAAAUGGAUCCCUGGGGCUAUGGUGGAGAACAAUAAGUUUUGCCUGUCCGUACAUUUUAGACGUGUUGAUGAGAAGAGAUGGGAUACGCUAGCCGAAGUAGUAAAGUCAGUUCUUACUGAUUAUCCAGAGCUGAAACUAAACCAAGGUAGAAAGGUGCUUGAAAUCCGCCCAACGAUCAAAUGGGACAAGGGCCAGGCACUCAAUUUUUUACUAAAAUCAUUAGGAUAUGAAAAUUCCAAAGAUGUUGUGCCGGUGUACAUCGGGGAUGACCGUACCGACGAAGAUGCGUUUAAGGUUUUACGUGAAAGGGAACAAGGUUUUGGGAUUCUUGUCUCAAAAAUUCCAAAGGACACCAAUGCAUCUUAUUCUCUUAAAGACCCUUCUCAGGUUAAAGAGUUCCUGAAGCGUUUGGUUGAGUGGAAGAAGAAGACAGUGGGAGAAGAGUGAAACGCAUACAACAUAAAUAACACCUGAGUUUAUUUCCAAAUUUUGAGUAGAUUAUUAAUAGUUAUAAUAAACACCCUUUUCAUCAUUUAGUUGAUGCCUGGAGGGUGUUUUCGGUCUGAACUCUUUUUUUUUUUUUAGAUCUACAUCGAACCGAAAAUUGUAAAUUUCGUGUAACGAUUUAGAAGUGAAAAAAAAAUUAUCAAUAUUUACUCAUUCUAAUUUAA